UUUAUUAAUUACAGUAAAAGAAAUGCAAGGUAUUAUUCUAUCAAAAUGGCUCAAAUUAUUGCACAAAAGUGUAGAUUUUCCUGCAAUGAAGUGGCUGUGCUUUACUGCAAAGGAUGUGAUCAAUUUCUGUGCGUUGAAUGUAGAAAAAUAGUGCAUGAUAAAGUUCCAAAUUUCAAGGAUCAUACAAUAGUGAAUAUUCACAUAGAAGGAAAUCGCGUAUUUAAACCUCAACCCGUUUGCGAUACUCAUAAGAACACAUUUGUUUAUUAUUGCAGUAGAUGCGAGAUUCUUACUUGUGUGGAAUGUAUGACAAGCACCCAUAAUGGACAUAAAACUGAAAGGAUAAAGAGUGUUGCAGAUGCUCGUCGCCAGGAUGUGAACCAGAUUAUCGAACAGAUAAAAGCGAAAGCUAAAAUAGUCAAAAUUAAACUCGAAACAAUUGAUACAGAACAUGCAACGCAAAUUAAGUCAGAUUGUGCGUCUUAUGUAUUGCAGGUCGAGGGAAAUGCUGGUGAUUUGCAUCAGGUUAUUGAUAAGUAUAAAUUAAUCCACAUUACCACUGCAUCUGACUUUGAAAAAAACGAAAAUGACGACUUAGGUAGAAAAAGGGCUUUCUUCAAAAGUCGUCAUGAUGAAACAGUCGAUCGGUUAUCGAGGUUUGAAAAUCUUAUGCAAGAAACGCAUGACAGCACGUUUCUCACAGAAUGGAAAGUUCUCCAAGCAGAUGUAAAACUCAAUGACGAAGAGGCUGAAGAUCGACUUGCUAGCCCGAAUCUAAUCGAAAGGUUCAAUCAGAGUAUUUUUACAAAGUCAGUCAUUGACGAAAUCGAUGAUAAAUUCCAAAUGAGACUGAGCGAACAGGAACACAUAGUUGUCAGACUCUCAGAAGACAUUGCUGUACUAACAAAGGAACUGAAAGAAAAGCAAGAAAAAAUAGAUAACCAAUCAAUACUAAUUAGAGAAAAGUGGAAAGAAGUAACUAAUUUUGUGGAUGAAAACGAAAAACUGAAAAGAGACUUAACAGAAAGAAAUGUCAAAGAAUCCUUAAUCUUACCCAAGGAAUUAAAUGAAGAGAAGAAAAAAGUAACGCAAAUGGUGGAUGAAAACGCGAAACUUAAAACAGACUUAAAAGAAAGACUGGUAAAAGAAUCCUUAAUUUUAUCUCGAAAAUUAACUGAGGAGAAGAAAAAAGUAUAUAAGCUGGUGGAUGAAAACGACACUCUGAAAUCAGAAUUUAUAGCAAGAAAAGUUAAAGAAUCUUCAAAACUGAAAGAGCAUGAACAGACAAUAGUCAGACUGACAGAAGACAAGGGUAUACUAGAGCAAAAAAUGAAAGAAAAACAAAAAGAAGUAGAUGACCUUUUAAAAUUAUCUCGUGAUUUAAGUGAAGAGAAGAAAAAAGUAUCUGAACUGGUGGAUAAUAACAGCAAACUUAAAGCAGAAAUGACUAAAGCUGCCAAAGAAUGCUCAGAAACGAAUAAGCAAAAGCAUUCGGAAGCCACACUUACAGAAAACAAAGGUACUCUAGAACAAGAAAUGAAAGAACAACUAAAAGAAGAAGAUUAUCCUUCAAAGAAAAGUGAAGGAACUCUCCAAAUGCAAAAGAGUAUAUUCAAACAAGAAAAUGAAUUGGAAUCAAAAAGAAAAGAAAUGAAUAUGGAGUGUGAUUUUAUUGAGUGUAGAUGUGAUAUUCAUCCAGUUCUCAAGCAGAAACAGUUUAAAGAAAGGGUUGUAAAGAUUUUGAAAGCUAGGAAAAUCAGCUUUAAUCCUACAACAUUAGAAAUGACAUGCUCGAUAGACCAAAUGACUUUAUUUAACCAACACAUUAACAAAGAAUUUGGUGGCGACAUUGCUCUGUUUUCAAAAGAUAUACCGGAUGUACUAGCAGAGGGUUGUAGUAACCAAACGAAGUCAAAUCUUAAAACAUAUGUUAAUUCCCAACUAGUUGUGGAAAUUAACAUUUCAUACAUGGAAUAUCAAAUGCUUCACUUUUUUUCCCCUGAUUGUCAGUUGCUUAAAGGUUCUCCAACAUAUGAAAAUGGGUGUUUGCGUAAAUUGCUUCAAGAAGGUGAAUCAGAAUGUGAAUUUAAUACAUUUGUGCAAUCAAAAUCAAUGUACUUUGAGUCGCUAACUACUUCCAAUAUCAAUAUGCCUGACGGUUGCAUAAUUAGUGAUAACAAAUUAGAAGAGAUUGAAACUGAGCUUGAGAUUAUUUCUCCUGAAAUAUUCUGUUCCCGUUCAAAGGAUGCAAAAACACUCAUAUUGAAGAGCAAUCGGUCUGAAAAACUAUUCAUGGCAAAAUUAAAAUGUGAAAAUGUUUUAGGUAUUAAACAGGAAGGUAGAAUAGGUCGCAGAGCUAUAGUAUUUACUACUGAUCCUCCGUCUACAAAGGAAGGACAUGAGCAGAUGGACAAUAAGUCAUUUAGUGUGACUUCUUCAAGAUCAUCAUUUUCUCGGAGCUUAAAUGGGGGAUCCAGAUCUCCAUUAGCAUCUCCCCAAAGUGUUGCUAUUUUUAAAACUUCAGAAGGUUUAUUGAUCCAUUUACAUUUAGGAAACAUUCUUAAUUUGAAAGUAGAUUGUAUAGUAAACGCAGCAAAUGAGGGUUUAGGUCAUUAUGGAGGAGUAGCAGAUGUGAUAUCAAGAGUGGCCGGUUAUGGCUUCCAGCAGGAGAGUGAUGAUUACAUUCAAAGACAUGGCCAGUUGAAUGUUACAGAAUGUUGUACCACAUCUGCUGGCAAUCUUCCAUAUCAGUGUGUAAUACAUGCAGUAGGUCCAAGAUGGUAUAACUAUAAUGACAAAAGAAAAUGUGCAAAUGACUUGGAAGAAACUGUUAAAAACUGUUUCAGUGUAGCAGAGAAGAAGAUGAUGAAAUCUAUAGCAAUACCAGCAAUAAGUUCAGGUAUCUUUGGCGUUCCAAAGGAGGUAUGUUGUAGGGAAUUUAGUAAAGCAGUUCAAGAUUUCAGUAGAAAAAAUGGUAACAAAACUUGUUUAAAGGAAAUCCAUUUUGGUGAUAAGGAUGCAGGGAUUGUCAGCAUGAUUCAAAAGGAAUUCAGUCAAAUAUUUAAUGCAAUUAUCUCUACCCAAUGA
Messenger RNA from Mytilus trossulus (common blue mussel), 3087 nucleotides. Its product is annotated as putative autophagy-related protein 11. Gene Ontology annotation, molecular function: NAD+ poly-ADP-ribosyltransferase activity; zinc ion binding; NAD+-protein mono-ADP-ribosyltransferase activity. Bases 46 to 3087 code for a protein of 1013 amino acids. NCBI's taxonomy places the organism in Eukaryota, Metazoa, Mollusca, Bivalvia, Mytilida, Mytilidae. Gene Ontology annotation, biological process: negative regulation of gene expression; protein poly-ADP-ribosylation. The transcript is spliced from 11 exons. The record is from RefSeq and is a predicted model, not a curated record. Gene Ontology annotation, cellular component: cytoplasm; nucleus.